This is a messenger RNA of Daphnia pulicaria, 2930 nucleotides long. Its product is annotated as 5'-3' exoribonuclease 2-like. Gene Ontology annotation, biological process: nuclear-transcribed mRNA catabolic process. Gene Ontology annotation, molecular function: RNA binding; 5'-3' RNA exonuclease activity. Gene Ontology annotation, cellular component: nucleus. Bases 195 to 2273 code for a protein of 692 amino acids. Lineage: Eukaryota; Metazoa; Arthropoda; Branchiopoda; Diplostraca; Daphniidae. The transcript has 14 exons. The record is from RefSeq and is a predicted model, not a curated record.
UUCUUCAAUUUUAGUCGUGUUGACAGUUGAAUAUGGCAUUUAUUAGAAGUUCUGAAGUUUAAGCUUGUAAUAAGUUAUUACUUCAAUUUAGUUGAGACUUAGUUAAAUGCAAACUAUAUUCUAUAGCUUUUAAAUUAAACUUAAAAAGUGUAAAACGUUUGUGUGUUUACUUUUUAACCUUACAAGUGUGCACAAUGGGGAUCAAAGGGUUUUUCUUGUUUUUAAAAACCAAGUACCCUGAAAUUUGCCAAUCAGUAGAAACCGAGGCGAAAGGUGAGAAGGCCCUGAAAACUGAACGAGAUGGUUGUGAUAAUUUGUACAUUGACAUGAAUGAGAUUGUGCACAAGUGCACCCGUGGGAGUAAAAAAAAGACGGAGCCAUUUAUGGUUAAGUCCAUGUUCAAAACAGUUGAAAGAAUUCUUUCUGUUGCCCGCCCACAAAAAUUGUUAUUCCUGGCAUUCGAUGGAGUGGCGCCAAGGGCAAAAAUGUAUCAGCAGCGGCUUCGUCGGUUCGGUCGAACUAACAUAAAAAGUGAUCAAUAUGACGGAAACAACAUCACCCCAGGUACGGCGUUCAUGACUCGUCUGUCUAAAUGUUUUCACCAUUAUGUCCAUCGUGUGUUGAGAGAAGAUGCUCAAUUUGACAAUGUGUCAAUAAUUGUUUCUGACGCAAAUGUCCCUGGUGAAGGGGAACAUAAGAUAACGGAAUUCAUCAGUCAACAGCGAAAACCGGCUAGCCACGAAUGUAAAACAAGACAUGUGAUUUAUGGUGGCGACGCUGAUUUGAUUCUCCUCGCGUUGGCUACUCACGAGCCUAAUUUCAAAAUCCUGCGUGAAGAUUCCCAGCACUUCACUUUUGUUCAAGUUCAUGUUUUGAGGGAAUCUAUUGCCAGAGAAUUUUCAGUGCCCAACUUCCCAUUUCAAUAUGACUUGGAGAGAAUUGUGGAUGACUGGGUCUUCCUUUGUCUGUUACUGGGGAAUGAUUUUCUUCCUCAACUGGACGCAUUGAACAAACUGGACAAUUUGCUAACCAAUCUGGUCCGUUUCUGUAAAAAAGUCUACAGAUCUUCAAAGGGAUAUCUAACGGAUAGUGGAUCAAUCAACUGGGACCGAGUCAAGAUAAUUCUACAUGAACUUUCCCUAGCUAAAGAAAACAAUUUUAAAAAGCCGACUCCCACGAAAGGUGGAAAAAGACUCAAAGGAAACGGAGAAAAUCUUGUUCCCAUCACAACUACCGAACCUCAAGCAGGACCAUCGACCCGUGAAGAGACAUUGCAGUUGGAACCCCAACCAGGGUCCUCGAGCAGUGAGGUGGACGCAGAUACCAUACCUCCGAUAGUAGCAGUGAAACGCCGGUGGGACUAUGAUUCGUCGCAGAAAGUCGUUGGAUUCAAAGAGCAUUACAAGCUAAAUCGCUCCAAUCCAGAGAUUCAAUCGGCGGUUGCCCUUGAGUAUGCCAAAGGAUUAAUCUGGGUUCUGCAAUACUACUAUCGGGGUGUCCCAUCCUGGAAAUGGUACUAUCCUUUCAACUACUCUCCUUUGCCAUCGGAUUUCGAACAUGUUACAUCGUUUGACACCGAAUUUGAAAUGGACACGCACCCGUUGCGUCCUCUUGAACAAUUACUUUGUGUCGUACCUCCUUGGAACUCUUGGCUGCUUCCAGAUUCCUGGGCAAUGUUGAUGACGGAUCCGGAAUCCUGCUUGGCCGAGUAUUUCGCAAAAUCGCUGAAGGACGCAACUUUACCUUUGGACGAAGACCGAGUAAAGAUUGCAGUGAAAGACCUCGACAAAAAAUUAACGGCCGAAGAAAAACGAAGAAAUGUAGUUGGGCAGAACCAAAUAUUCGUGGGUAAGCUUCACAAAGGGUACGACUUCUUACGAGGGGUUUCCGGAAAAAUUGAGUGUGGAGAAAACUUGGAAGCGCACAAGAUGCAGCCCUCCUACUUUGGUGGCAUUUCUGGAUUAGUUCUUGCAGCAGAAAAUUGCGUCGGUGCUGGGGAAACUCUAGAACGUCCGGUGCAUUGGCUUGAGCCCCUCAAAGACUGCCACGUUGUUUGUUUGAACUAUCGAAAUCCACAGCCGGAUGAACAAGAUGUAAAAUCUGCUGCUCUUCGGCUGAACAAUGAAGUCGUAGCUUCAACCCCGAUCUUGGUGUCGAGCCAGAGCCAGCUCUCUGAUGAGAUUCAUCAUCCUGAAGCGGGAGGUUCUAGCCAAUGUGGUACAACGAAUUUAGUGGUCUCUACCGUUGACGAAAAGAGCGUUGACGAAAACUAAGGUUUUGUUGUAUGGUCGUUUUACUCGGUUUUAAUUCGUCACUAUCACGCGUUAUCUUCCUGAAAACGUUUCCGUCCUCCUCCUCGUUCUCAAUCGCAGUGUUAAAUUUUCCGUCAAAGCUCAUUCCCUUUUCUUAUCACUAAACAAAUUUUAAAUAUCGACCAAUUGGUACCUAGCGCAUAAUUGUACACUUUCGAAUUUUUUAUGUAAAAUUACGGGUUGUUAGCUGACAGCAUCUCCUUCCUUUAAGUACUGGUGCAUGGUUGGUGUAGAAACCGAAAAAAUUUGAACAAAAAAAGACAGUUGAUGAUAAUAGGCUACUGGUUCCUUCUGUUCGCUUCUCUUCCCCGGAUGCUCUUGAUCUAUAACUUACGGAAUACUGAUUACGGUAUCCGCGUUACAUUGUUUAAUUUUCAUUUUUGUUUUUGUUUAUUUUUCAAUGCGUGAAGGCCACAGAAUUUUUGAUUGCUAUACGUCGACUGCUAUAAUAUGUCAUGAUUUCAUUCUAUUUGAAGUUGCACUCUUUUCUCUUAGAAAAAAAAUAAGAAAUUCUGCUGUAACUUUUUGCUUCAAAUCAAAUUCUUCUCCAUUCUAUUUGUCUUAUGGAUUGCCUUACGGAUUUUCUUAAUAUAUCCUAAAAUAAAUCCUUAAACAAGA